UGUGUGUGCUUCCUGACUGUCCUUUGUGGUUUGUGAGAAGUGCUGAUCGCAAUAUGUCUUCAGGAAAUGCCAAAAUUGGGCACCGUGCCCACCAGUUCAAAGCAACUGCUGUAAUGCCAGAUGGUCAGUUCAAAGAUAUCAGCCUAUCUGACUACAAAGGAAAAUAUGUUGUGUUCUUCUUUUACCCUCUUGACUUCACCUUUGUGUGCCCCACGGAGAUCAUUGCUUUCAGUGAUAGGGCAGAAGAAUUUAAGAAACUCAACUGCCAAGUGAUUGGUGCUUCUGUGGAUUCUCACUUCUGUCACCUGGCAUGGAUCUACACACCCAAGAAACAAGGAGGACUGGGACCCAAGAACAUUCCGUUGAUAUCAGACCCCAAGCGCACCAUUGCUCAGGACUAUGGGGUCUUAAAGGCCGAUGAAGGCAUCUCAUUCAGGGGCCUUUUUAAUAUUGAUGAUAAAGGUAUCCUUCGACAGAUCACCAUAAAUGACCUUCCUGUUGGCUGUUCUGUGGAGGAGACACUGAGACUAGUUCAGGCUUUCCAGUUUACUGACAAACAUGGGGAAGUGUGCCCAGCUGGCUGGAAGCCUGGCAGUGAUACCAUCGAGCCUGAUGUCCAGAAGAGCAAAGAAUAUUUCUCUAAGCAGAAGUGAGCGCUGGGCCAUUUUAGGGCCAGGCUGCAGCAGGAGAUGGGAAGA
Messenger RNA from Balaenoptera musculus (blue whale), 698 nucleotides. RefSeq names its product peroxiredoxin-1-like. Gene Ontology annotation, molecular function: thioredoxin peroxidase activity. The transcript has 3 exons. The record is from RefSeq and is a predicted model, not a curated record. Gene Ontology annotation, biological process: removal of superoxide radicals; response to oxidative stress; hydrogen peroxide catabolic process. Lineage: Eukaryota; Metazoa; Chordata; Mammalia; Artiodactyla; Balaenopteridae. The coding region runs from base 54 to 653 and encodes 199 amino acids. Gene Ontology annotation, cellular component: cytosol.